Molecule: messenger RNA, 399 nt
Organism: Rotaria socialis
Lineage: Eukaryota; Metazoa; Rotifera; Eurotatoria; Philodinida; Philodinidae
Source: the annotation of a GenBank genome assembly
AUGUAUUUACAUGUGAUUUCUGCUCGCUUUCUGACUCAUGUUCUUCAUUUACUUGCUAUUGCACUGUGUUUUUGGAGUUGGGAGCGUAAUGCCUAUUCAUGUCGAGAUGAUGGAUCAUUCAAUUCUUAUCGAAAUCAAUUAUUUGCUGCACAUUCAUUAUCAAUUAUAUUUUGUGUAUUAGAAUUAGUACCAUUAAUACUUGGAAUAACAUCGAUAAAUUUUGCUCGUUCAUUUCUUGCAAUAAUAGUACAUUUAUCUGCUGCUAUUGGUCUCGUAUUUUUUCUUCUGCAACAUCAAUGUGCUUUACGUAUUUGGCCAAUAUUUGCUUUAUGUAGUUGUGUACCAAUAUUUAUUGAAUAUUCAGCAGCUAUUUAUAAAAUUGUCCGUCAACGUGUAUAA